This is a messenger RNA of Amoebophrya sp. A25, 3913 nucleotides long. NCBI's taxonomy places the organism in Eukaryota, Dinophyceae, Syndiniales, Amoebophryaceae. The record is from the annotation of a GenBank genome assembly.
UCGAUGCUUUGGUCUAAAACAAAUUUAUCUCGUGGAGUAUCCUGCAAAAACCGAAUUGCGAUAUUGAUGAAACAGAAUUCGUCAGCCAAGCAACGCACCCUGAUAGAAUAGUUUCAUCUACUCGUCCUAUGCAGCAAAAUUGAAUGCUGUAGCAACGGACACGACAUCAAGAAGAUAAAACCAAUAUUUAAGAUAUAAUAUGAGUUGUGCAGCAGCCACUCCUCGCACGAGUUCGGCUGUCCUAAGCCGUAUGGUGGGCGGAAGACGACUAGCUGGUGUGGGUGUCAACAAAAGCUCCUUUGGUUAAGGCUGUAUCCUUGAAACGUGUGGAGGAGUAUCUAUCCACCUAAGGGAAUAAUACUCACCCAUAAGCACUUUUCAAGGAUGCACUUGAAAGAUGAAUUACGGAGGACAGCUCUAAUUUGGAGGAUGCUUUUCCAGCGGCGGAUCUUCUUCUUCUUCGGGUCGAACCAGACGAAGCUUCAUCAUUGAGCAAUCAAAAGGAACGUCCUUCAACGAUGGAAGGAGACACUACACCACCUACGCAGAGCUACCUGAAGAAGUCCAACUUGUGAGGGAACAAAGCCGACAGUUUGCUGAAGAAGUGCUGUUUCCCACAGCAGCAGAGAACGAUGCGUUACAUAAAUUUCCGACUGAAGAGAUCAAGUAAGAUUAGUUAAUAAAGACUCUUAUACCUCCCCGUGAGUGGGUACAUCUAUCUAUCUAUUAUCUAUUUUACUAUUACUACGUGCUUCUUACGAUACUUAAUAAAGACUCUUCAUCUUUAAGAUUACACUGGUGAGUUUCUUGAUAUUCUAAGGUAUAAUACAUGCUUCAUAAAGUCUAAGUGAAGAUUAUUUUUUUACUAGAGUUCGUUGUCAGGGAAAUCUUAGACAGUUUGCCAAAUCGAUUCACAUCGUCAGUUACUAGAUUUGUAAGGGUCGUUUACCUUUACUCACCUGAUCAUGACAUGACUAAUAUUCUAAGAUAGUUGUCAGUAGCGAUCAAGCUAACCAUGAUCGCGAGAUCACCUUUAGUCAUAUGAUGACUAUUCUAAGAUAGUCAGUAGCGAAUAUAUAAGCUAACCAACAUGAUUCCGCGGUCAUCUAGGAUUCAUACCAAUUCUGAGACCAAUCAUGCUCGCGAUCUGCUCCCAUCCACCUCCCUCAGGCAGCUCGGUUCGCUCGGUUUCCUUGGCAUUAACGUGGCAGAGGAGCACGGUGGGCCUGGUAUGUCCUCAUUAGCCUAUGCAGUAGCAAUGGAAGAGAUUUCGAGAGGGUGUCCUAGUUGUGGUCUGGUCUUGAGUAUCAACAACAGUCUCUACUGUGGUGGAAUUCAAACUUUUGGAAGUGCGGAGCAGAAGGCGACUCUGCAGGAUUACUGCUACGGCGAGAAGAUUGGAUGCUUCGCAUUGUCGGAGCCUGGUAUUCUAUGUUUAUUAUAGCACGCAUGGUGCAUGCAGUAGCAUGGAGUGCAUGGAGCGCAGACCCAUAAGGGACGCAAGAAGCGCCCCCUUUAGCUCCAUGGAAAUCCAUGCACUCCAUACCAUGCGAGCGAGCUAUAAUAUAAUCGAAGUCUACUUCCGUAUUACAUUACUUCUUGACGCUGCUUUUCUGAAAAGAAGAAUUCAAUACAGAUAAUUCUUAUUACUGCUUGACCUUAUUCUUGUGAAAAAUUCAAUACAGGAACCUUGUCACUCCCUCCAUCCUCGACCAGCUCGAUCAACAGUUGAGAAGGCCCUUAGUUCAGAAGAUCAACGUUGAGCCUGUUCUUGUGAAAAUAAGUCGAAUACAGGAACAUUGUUACUCCCUCCAUCCUCAAAACAUCCCUUUUCACUCGUCACAGGCAACGGAUCCGAUGCAGCGGCUGCGUCAACGACAGCGGUUCUAUCAGCAGAUGGCUCGGAAUACACCUUGACCGGGACAAAACAGUGGAUUUCGAAUUGUUACCAAGGUUUAAGGCUUCCCCUUCCCCUUAUCCAUCUUCCGAAGCAUCCUGAAGAGGCUUUCAAGUUGAAAAGGCGGCCAGGAUGAGUCUCAAGGUGGAUCAGGGUGAGCUUUAAGAGGUGCUUCGACCUUGGUUUUCGCCACUACUGAUAAAUCAAAAAAGCAUAAGGGAAUUUCCUGCUUCGUGUUGCCACUGAAGGAUCAUGCUUUAUGACACAAGGACUUGAACAUGUAGAUGACACACAGUAUUGCAGUAAGAUUUGAUAGAUAUCAUUUUGGUUGUAUCCGGUUGUAUUGAACUGCAGGUAAGAAAAUAGGUAGACAACUUACGUACUCCGUCACUAACUCACUAACGCCUAAGAUCCACUGUGGCCUCCGCCUCAUCCACUGCCACCUCUAAUCCCCGGCGUGAAACUUGGCCAGCCAGAAGACAAACUAGGCAUCAGGGCUUCCACCACUGCGCAGGUUAUUAUGGAAGACGCGAAGAUACCUAAAGAAAAUUUACUAGGCCAAGAAGGAGAGGGUUUCAGGAUCGCCAUGAAAUUACUGGAUGCUGGUCGAAUCGGGAUUGCCGCACAAGCAUUGGGUAUCGCCCAGGCCUCUUUUGAGUGUGCUGUCAAAUAUGCUUCGGAGAGGGAUGCGUUUGGACAGAAGAUAGGUCCUAAAGAUUUAGUUUUGCUUUCAUGCUUAGUAAACCUUAUAAUAGAGAGCAUGCUUAGUAGAGAGUUAGAGAGUCUUUCCGAGGACACAGUUCGUUAUUUUCAUCUUGCUUAAUAGAGAGUCUUUCCGAGUGUCGGAGAGUUCGUUACUAUCUUGUCGCGCCGGUACUAGUUGAGAAAAACUACUAUAAAGGCGUAUGGGGAAGAUGAUUCAUCUUGUUGUUGUUUCAAAGGCUUCUAUCGUGAGGAAAUAUGAAGUUGAAGUCAUUGAAAAGUAGUAGACCACAGGAACCUUUGUUGAACUUGAAACCAAUUUCUUUUCCAUCAUCCCAUUUCCUUUUCCCGCUUCCAUUGCUCCUUCCCUCCUCCUGAAUAGGUGGCUACUACGCAGUCCACGAGAAGCUGGCAGAUAUGGAUUUGAAGAUUUGGUCCGCUAGGUUACUGACGUGGCAAGCAGCUAGUAUGAAGGAUCGAGGAGAAGAAAAUUACACUCGUGCUUCAGCACGUUGCAAAUACGCUGCAAGCAAAGCUGCUACUUUCUGCGCAUUUGAGGCCAUCCAAAUCCUUGGUGGCAUGGGCUACGUCAGCGAUAUGCCGGCUGAGAGUUAAGGGUAGGUUAAAGGUGCUUUUGUUACCGUUUGUUAUGGCUCUCCUAAGGGAGACAGGCACAACAAACGGGAAAACGCGCACCAAAAGCCUACCUCUAAGAGAGGUACUUCCGAGAUGCGAGGAUAACGGAGAUCUAUGAGGGGACUAGCGAGAUCAAUAAGAUGGUCAUUGGGCAAAAGGUGCUGAAGGAGAUGGGCGAGAUGGAUAUAGUGCUGCCCGCGCAUUUCAAGAAGCAUAUUGAGGCGCCGAGUCAGUAGCGCUGGUGCUAAAUAAACUUCCGCAGACAAUACUAAUUGAUACCAUCUCCAUUCCUCUUUUCUCGGUCCGAAUUUAGUAGUAUGGCGCCGGUUCAGUAGUGCUGGUGCUCAAUAAACUUCCGCAGACAAUACUGAUUGAUACCAUCGGUCCGAAUUUAGUAGUAUGGCGCCGGUGCAGAAUCGCUACUGCCAGAAUACAGGCUUCCCUUCUUUCUUGUAGUUUCACCUGCUGAGAUGUUCAACGCGCAAAAUUUCAUGCCCGGUUCUUGAUUUUUUCACUAUACCACGUGAAUACACUUACACAUACGCAAUGAAUUGUGCAGUGUCAGAGCGCCGACUGUCAACAUCCCAUGAUUGCUGACGUCGCGUCGACCGUCUAUGUGUAGGAAAGGAUCUUUCCUUUUGAUUUUUUGCAAAUCUCAGUCUUCGCCAUUUUGAAGAU